Molecule: messenger RNA, 2183 nt
Organism: Microtus ochrogaster (prairie vole)
Lineage: Eukaryota; Metazoa; Chordata; Mammalia; Rodentia; Cricetidae
Gene: Mob3b
Product: MOB kinase activator 3B
Source: RefSeq, a predicted model, not a curated record
CAGAGGAGGCCGCCAGGGGACUCCGCUCUGCGCCGAGGAACUUCAGUGGCGCCCUGGCGGGCUGCGCGGCGCUCUCGGUGCUUGUGAGGGCCGCAGCAGAGCGGCGGCGGCUGCGUCUGGAGUCGCGCGUGCUGGCCAGAAAACCCCUCGCGUGGAUCUGCCAAGUGUCGCUGCUCGUGCCGGAGGAGCUCAGUCUUUUUCUCCCGCUCCAGCUGCAGCUACCCGCGCGAAGGAAGACAGUAGGGCCCUCGGCUGAAGGUUAAAACCCCACGGAAGGAACAUGAGGUUCCCUUGGAGAUCAUUCAAGAGGAAGAUGGAAGGAGCCAUUUAAAAUCGAGUUAAACUGCAAGACUGGGGCCUGAGGGCUGGCAGUGGAAAACGCUGUUGGGCUGUGAGCUCUCCCUGAAAAGUCCCACGUGCCUAUUUGCUUCCUGCAAAAGGAAGGAAGACAAGGAGGAGACCAUGUCUAUAGCCUUGAAGCAAGUGUUCAACAAGGACAAGACCUUCCGGCCCAAGAGGAAAUUUGAACCUGGCACGCAGAGGUUCGAGCUGCAUAAACGAGCUCAGGCAUCCCUCAACUCGGGUGUGGACCUGAGAGCAGCUGUGCAGUUACCCAGCGGGGAGGACCAGAAUGACUGGGUGGCGGUGCACGUGGUGGACUUCUUCAAUCGCAUCAACCUCAUCUACGGCACCAUCUGUGAGUUCUGCACUGAGCGGACCUGCCCCGUGAUGUCAGGGGGUCCCAAGUACGAGUAUCGGUGGCAGGACGACCUCAAGUAUAAGAAGCCAACUGCACUACCAGCUCCCCAGUACAUGAACCUGCUUAUGGAUUGGAUUGAAGUCCAGAUCAACAAUGAGGACAUAUUUCCGACAUGUGUUGGGGUGCCCUUCCCAAAGAACUUCCUUCAGAUCUGCAAGAAGAUCCUGUGCCGCCUGUUUCGGGUCUUCGUCCACGUCUACAUCCACCACUUUGACCGGGUCAUUGUGAUGGGGGCAGAGGCGCAUGUCAACACCUGCUACAAACACUUCUAUUACUUCGUCACGGAAAUGAACCUCAUAGACCGCAAAGAGCUAGAGCCCUUGAAAGAGAUGACAACCAGGAUGUGUCACUAACAUCCCACCUCAUCUACCGGAAGAAAGGAACAGUUUCUCCCAGGAGUCCCCGUGGGACAGGAAGUGGCCCUCUCUGGCUGAAAUGGUCCUUGCUUCCAGGAGCAGAAAAGCUGGAGCCCCACAAGGACUUCCGAAAGAUGUCUCCUACCCACUUUGUGUGCUCUUAACCCUCUAAGUGCUGCUAGCCAGGGCCUGUGGGCCAGGCAGACCACAGCAUGAAGGACCAGCCUUGACCCAUUAGGCUGAGGAUAGUGCAGGAGCGGCCACUGCACUUCCAAUCACGUCACGCAUAGCUGUGGCCUGCCCCCUAGGCUUCACUGGAAUUCAGGUUUUGAGACUGAGAGGUUUUUCGUUGUUCUUUUCGCUUAUGUCUUAUCAGACUUCUUGACUAACAUCUCUGUCUUUGAUGUUUCUAAGAACCAAUCAAAUUUGGGGAAUACCAUAUACCAUUUUCCUAUCCCACCUCUCCUUGAGUCCCUGCAGGCCCAGGUCUGGGCCUGUGGCUUAACCUUGUAAGGGGCUUGAAGCUGGGAGGGGCCUGCAGUUCUGUUGGCAGCACCCAUGGCAUUUCCCUUGUGGGUAGUUUCACCAGGGACCAUCUGAUGGAGGGCAUGAUCUGUGCCCCAGACAGGCCAUUCAUAUGCUAACCACUGGGAAGAGUCUGGAAAUAAACUGGUGCGUUACCAGUUUGCCCUGGUCAGGAUGGAUUUUCGUAGCCACGGUCCAUCAAAGAUAUACUUUCCCAUUUCCCACAAGAGAGAACUAAAGUCACAAAUGACCACUGGGGUCCUUGAGCCAGAUUUGUGCAGUGUUUGUUCUUUAGUGAGGAGUAGUGAGUCCUGGCUGACCAGACAUUUUAUAAUGUUAGGAUUUCAGCGACAAGACAAGACUGUUGAUAUUUGGUACGUGUAGAUCAAUACACUUGACCUGUAGCAUUCCCAGCAUGACCUCAGAGCUUCUGAACUCAGCCGAUCUCCCUAGUCUCCCUUCUUCUAUUCCUGUUUUCCCCCCCCUCCUCCCCGUUCCCUCUCCAUCUCUUCUUCAAUCUCUCUCCUCUCUCAUCUCCGCUC